AAGAUUUGAAGCCCACAAGUAGUGGUUUACCUUACUUAGGCCCUUAUUUCCUUCCUUCCUGCACUUUGCUUUGUGUUUAAUCAUUAGGCAGCCAAUAGCUCAGAAAGAAAAAAAAAAUGGCAGCACAAGCACUUGUUUCAUCUUCUCUUACCUCUUCAGUUGAAACUGCUAGACAAAUUUUAGGUGGAAGACCAAACCAUUCCUCAAGAAAGAGCUCCUUUAUUGUUAGGGCUUCUUCUACUCCUCCUGUUAAGCAAGGAGCUAACAGACAGUUAUGGUUUGCUUCCAAGCAAAGCCUGUCUUACUUGGAUGGCAGCCUACCAGGUGACUAUGGUUUUGACCCACUUGGUCUGUCAGACCCUGAAGGAACAGGAGGAUUCAUUGAGCCAAAAUGGUUAGCCUAUGGUGAAAUCAUCAAUGGUAGAUAUGCAAUGUUAGGAGCUGUAGGUGCUAUUGCACCAGAAAUUCUAGGCAAGGCAGGUCUAAUCCCUGAAGAGACAGCCCUCCCAUGGUUCAAAACUGGUGUAAUCCCACCUGCAGGAACAUACAACUACUGGGCAGAUCCAUACACACUAUUUGUGCUAGAAAUGGCACUAAUGGGAUUUGCAGAGCACAGGAGAUUUCAAGAUUGGGCAAAACCAGGCUCUAUGGGCAAACAGUAUUUCUUAGGGUUUGAGAAGUAUUUGGGUGGUUCCGGCGACCCGGCAUACCCCGGUGGACCCCUUUUUAACCCUCUAGGGUUUGGAAAAGAUGAGAAAUCAAUGAAAGAUUUGAAGCUCAAAGAAGUUAAAAAUGGAAGACUGGCCAUGUUGGCAAUAUUGGGUUACUUUGUACAAGGUCUUGUGACAGGAGUUGGACCAUACCAAAAUCUGUUGGAUCACUUGGCUGAUCCUGUUAACAACAAUAUAUUGACAAGCCUUAAGUUCCAUUAGGGAAUUUAUUCUUGUCUAUUCAGGGAUUUGGAAUUGCAUAUGCAUUUAUAUAUCCCUUUUCCCUUUUGUCUCUCUUUUUCUUUCCACUCCUACUCAUUGUAACCAUCUGUGUGAAACAAAAAGCCCUAUUGUAAUUUCAUGUAAGAAAGCACAUGUUAAAUGCUAAGAUGAAGAUAGACCCUCUAAUUUUUA
Molecule: messenger RNA, 1124 nt
Organism: Jatropha curcas
Lineage: Eukaryota; Viridiplantae; Streptophyta; Magnoliopsida; Malpighiales; Euphorbiaceae
Gene: LHCA3
Product: PSI type III chlorophyll a/b-binding protein
Biological process (GO): photosynthesis, light harvesting
Cellular component (GO): membrane
Source: RefSeq, a predicted model, not a curated record